AUGACUGCCGGCCAAUUUCAACCAUUACAUCAGAAACAGGAUUCUCAAACUGCGAGUACAAGUUUGCACAAGGCCAUGUUUAAGAAACCAUCACCACACCAGCUUUCAGAAAUGAAGAACAAGUUUGCUUCUCCUACCGAUGAUUUGCUCUCUCCAUGUUCCCAGAAGUUGAACGAUCACAGAUCGAAGUUGUUCCAGGCAAAGAGCAAUCCUACCAAGUUGAAUUUCCAGUCGAAGCAAUUAGCAGAAGAGUUUUAA
Kluyveromyces lactis is the source of this 258-nucleotide messenger RNA. RefSeq names its product Bns1p (gene BNS1). Lineage: Eukaryota; Fungi; Ascomycota; Saccharomycetes; Saccharomycetales; Saccharomycetaceae. The coding region runs from base 1 to 258 and encodes 85 amino acids. The record is from RefSeq and is a predicted model, not a curated record. The transcript has a single exon.